[Candida] anglica is the source of this 1214-nucleotide messenger RNA. Lineage: Eukaryota; Fungi; Ascomycota; Pichiomycetes; Serinales; Debaryomycetaceae. The record is from the annotation of a GenBank genome assembly.
UUUUGAUCAGCUUUGCAACACCCUACUCCAGUCCAACACACCUUCAAUUAACACUUUUUAAACUCCACUAAUGUUUAAGACUGGAAUCACCCAAUUAGAUAAACCAGUCAGAGCUCCUGAGGUGCUUCUUACCACGGAAAGCUGCCGUACGCCAACGAAAAUCAAGACAUUUCUUCGUCUCUCCAGAAUCGCCACUGAUGAUUCAAUCAGACAACAUCUCAAUGAAAUUGACGAUUGUCACGACUACUUCCGUCGCCAGAUCGCUCCGCAAUGGGCCAUGCGUAGCGAGGUGAUCUCCUUCUGUGCGACUGAAGCUCAGAAAUUGCGCCAGACAGCCCUGCUCACCGAGGCCACUGGCUCGUCGGAAACUCCGGCCAACGAGAGUCUUAGACUCGAUCCGUAUGCGCUUCGCGAACACAAUGAACGUAUACAACAACAAUACUCAGAGAGUGAUACUAUGCGCCAAUGGACUUCCAAUGAGGAAACCGUGGAAACCAUUGUUCGUGGUCAAACGAUUGAAGUUCUCAACGACAAAUGUGGCGAACGAGACUGGAUGGGUGACUUCUACCGGGCGACCAAACUGUCCCUCAGGGGAUAAACCACCCAUUUCCCCGAUCCCCUUUUCGGGGGAUCAAGGGGAUCUAGUAUCCCCUCGAGGUAUAUGACAUGUCCACCCCCUACGGGUACGAGAUCUGCAAGCCGCUCCGCUGGCACUCCGUGGGCCACUAGCCGUGGAGGCUCAUGUUCCUCUACCGAGGAAUUGGGCUGUCGAUGUCUCCUCGAAGAGGAGCUAGGCCCCACGCAGUGGCUCUCCCCGAGCAGAGGCCAACGGAGCGUCUUGUUGUCCCACAGGGAGGAGAGUACAUCCACCCUACGGGGUAUGCGAGCAGCUCCGCUGGCAUUCCGUGGGCCACUAGCCGUGGGGGGCCUGUUCCUCUGAUGUGGAAGGCUACCUCUAGUAGUCUCCUCGUAGAGGAGCUAGGCACCACGCAGUGGCUCUCCCCGAGCAGGGGCCAGCGGAGCGACUCAUAGACCCCAUGGAGUUGAGAGUACAUCCUGGUGCUCCAUGGACCGCUAGCCGUCAACGCCUUCCACCUGUGAUCAUUGAGCUUCCAUGGUCUCUUCUCUGUAUUUACAUAUCUACAUCUACUUGUCUAUAGCUACUAAAAAAAACAUGUUAAUAUACAUCUAUUGAAACUCUUCUGUCUAUGUAC